AUGUCAAGCGUCCGCACUCAACCAUUGCAGCCGUUGAACAACGGUCAACUAAAUACAAGGGCUACUGCUAUAACACCAAUCAAACCUGCCAGGCGUUCUAAAGAAAAUCAGCCAGAACCAAAACAACAGCAAAAGAAGAAAAAAGAAAAAUUAUCAGCGCUAUGCAAAACACCACCAUCCAUAGUCAGAACAAGAAAUGGCAAGGACUACCGCCGAGGAAGCUUUUUAGGUGAAGGUGGAUUUGCUCGCUGUUUCCAGAUGAAGGACACCUCUGGUCAGAUAUUUGCCGCCAAAACUGUAGCCAAGAUCUCAAUAAAGAAUGAAAAGACAAAGACAAAGUUGUUGUCUGAGAUCAAAAUCCAUAAAUCGUUGCUGCAUCCAAACAUUGUGAACUUCAAGGACUGUUUUGAGGAUGACGUUAAUGUUUAUAUAUUGUUAGAAAUAUGUCCUCAUCAGUCAUUAAUGGAGUUGCUAAAGACAAGAAAAAGGGUUUCUGAGCCAGAAGUUAGAUACUUUAUGGUGCAGAUUGUGGGCGCCAUCAAAUACUUGCAUUCAAGAAGGGUGAUACACAGAGAUCUUAAACUUGGAAACAUUUUUUUUGAUCCAGAUAUGAACUUGAAAAUUGGAGAUUUUGGCUUGGCUACGGUAUUGCCGUCUUCUGAUUCAAGAAAAUAUACCAUUUGUGGAACACCUAAUUAUAUAGCACCUGAAGUUUUAGGUGGAAAGACUUCUGGUCACAGUUUUGAGGUUGAUAUUUGGGCAAUUGGAAUAAUGAUGUAUGCCCUUUUGAUUGGCAAGCCUCCCUUCCAAGCCAAGGAUGUUCAAGUCAUUUAUGAGAGAAUCAAGAAAACUGAAUAUUCAUUUCCAGUGGAUAAACCAAUUUCAGAAGAAGCCAGAAUACUUAUCAAAGACUUAUUAAGUUUGAAUCCUUUGCAAAGGCCAAAUAUAAACGAGAUAUUAAAUUAUGAUUGGUUUAAGGGUCCUUUUCCCGAUAAGACUCACGAAAUAAGUUUGAACCUUACUCCAGACGGUCUUGAUGGGAUAUCAAAGGCUCAAUCGGCAUUAAAUUUCACGAAUACAAAGGCAAAUGCUGGAAUAUAUACACCUAAGAGCAAGAAUCCGGUUGAAAUUUUGAGAUCAGAUUUACAUUCAGAGCAGCCAAAAACAAUGCUUCCCCAGUCUUUGUCUCCAAAUGAUACCAAGAACAAAUAUCAAGAAGUCGACCCUUCUCAAAUAGGUGGACGGCCAAGAAGAGUGAAUUUCAAUGGAAGCUAUUCAACGACAAUCAAAAGACUUAACCAAAUUUGUUUCGAAACUUAUCAAAACAUGAGGAGAUUGGAAUAUUCCAAACAUGAUACCAUCGAUACCUUGGAAUUGCCAAGAUGCGAAAACCCAACCUUAAUUUCUAAAUGGGUCGACUACUCUAACAAAUAUGGAUUUUCUUACCAAUUGAACAACGACGAUAUUGGUGUGUUAUUUAAUGACGAAAAUACAUUAUUAAAGCUCCAUAAUUCCGAUAGAUUUUUGGAAUUAAUUUAUCAUGAAAAUGAAGGUUGGACAUGUAUUGAAAAUUCAACAAGUCACCCUCCUAACCAAGCAAAAAGACAUUUAGAGAUUGUCGAUUUCUUUGCAAAAUACAUGAAUAGUAAUUUAUCAAAAGUUAGCGAAAACGAACAAAGAAAAGAAACAGUAUUCUUGAGGAGAUAUACUAGAACCCCUGAUUACAUCAUGUUUGAAAUGACGAAUGGUAACAUCCAAUUUAACUUCAAAGAUCAUCAUAAGAUCUGUAUUUCAAAAUCUGGUUUGGCAAUUACUCAUAUAUCUCCAAAUCGUGUUACUCAAACGCAUCCUUUACUAUUAAUUUUAAAGCAAGGAAAUUUUCCAUCUGUUGAAGUUCCAGAAUGCUUAAUGAAGAUUUCAGUCAUUAAAGAUGCGGUCAAAAAGAAGGCCUUCAAGGAGACCUAA
Messenger RNA from Priceomyces carsonii, 1965 nucleotides. RefSeq names its product polo kinase (gene CDC5). Bases 1 to 1965 code for a protein of 654 amino acids. NCBI's taxonomy places the organism in Eukaryota, Fungi, Ascomycota, Pichiomycetes, Serinales, Debaryomycetaceae. Gene Ontology annotation, cellular component: spindle pole; spindle pole body; nucleus. Gene Ontology annotation, molecular function: protein serine/threonine kinase activity; ATP binding; protein binding. The record is from RefSeq and is a predicted model, not a curated record. The transcript has a single exon. Gene Ontology annotation, biological process: protein phosphorylation; mitotic spindle organization.